AUGGGACUUCAUGAAGACAGAGACCCUGGGCCGGCACACAGAUGCUUUUCUUUUGUUCUGGGAACAAGUCUGGCAGCAGGGCACGAAAUUCGUGAUCUUGACUUUCAACGACCGACUGGGCCUGUUCCGUGCAGUGAAACGCCGAAUCUCAGAGCGGCCGGUUACGUUCGGCGGUGUCUUCGUCUUCGCUUCUCCGGUGGGCUGAGGAUUUAUCCCAAUGAGCUGCGGCACAUCAAGGAGGUAAAAGAGAUCCGUUCUAAAGGGCCAAGCCAUUGGAAGCAGCCGCAAAUCAUUUUUGAGCUUCGAGAGAAGGCGAAGGCUGUGAAAUCAUGGGCACUUCGAACCACGCUGAAUUUGCUGCUGAGGAAGAACUCCGAUGCUUCUCAUCUGAUUCCGACCAGUUUCCCAGUUGCUGUGCCCAGCAGAUCGGCCCUGCCCAAAUUUCCUCGCUGCGAGGACACGCCUGGGAUCACCUUGGUGCGGCCCAUGGAGACUUUUGGGGACGAUGAUUGUCCCAAGGGCCACAUGGAGAUUCUCUUCGAGGAUGUUCGUGUGCCCCUGAGCAACAUGAUUUGGGGAGAGGGCCGCGGCUUUGAAAUCGCCCAGCUGCGAUUGGGCCCGGGCCGCAUUCACCAUUGUAUGCGCAUGAUUGGGCAGGCAGAGCGCGCCUUGAGCCACAUGUGCCGUCGCGCAAGCUCUCGAAAAGCAUUUGGACAACAGCUUUCAGAGAUGGGCAGCGUGGUCCAGCAGAUCGCCGAAUGCCGCGCUGAGAUUGACCAGGCCCGUUUGUUGGUUCGUGAAGCUGCGGACAGGAUGGACAGGCUUGGCAACACUGAUCACUACACCCGAAAACUUCUGAGCCUUGUGAAGGCUGUGGUGCCCAGCAUGUCAGGGAAACCCAGCGGAGUGGCUUCGUUGACAGCCUUUUUUUCACAGUCCCAAGUUCCAACAAUCGCCUAUUAG
Messenger RNA from Durusdinium trenchii, 963 nucleotides. The record is from the annotation of a GenBank genome assembly. NCBI's taxonomy places the organism in Eukaryota, Dinophyceae, Suessiales, Symbiodiniaceae.